This is a messenger RNA of Triticum dicoccoides, 1167 nucleotides long. Its product is annotated as alanine--tRNA ligase-like. Lineage: Eukaryota; Viridiplantae; Streptophyta; Magnoliopsida; Poales; Poaceae. The transcript has 8 exons. Gene Ontology annotation, molecular function: alanine-tRNA ligase activity; nucleic acid binding; ATP binding. The record is from RefSeq and is a predicted model, not a curated record. Gene Ontology annotation, biological process: alanyl-tRNA aminoacylation. The coding region runs from base 62 to 829 and encodes 255 amino acids.
CAAGCAUGCUCUUAGCCACCACGCCCGCCGCCGGCGACGGCCAACUUCUCCGCGCGUGGGGAUGGCGGCUGCGGCGGGGCCCACGAGGCUGGCCUACUUCGAUGACAUGUGGGCCCUCCGCGCCCCCGCCACCGUCCUCUCCCUCCACCAGGAGGAGGGCGGCCGGCGAGCGGUGGUGCUGGACGCCACCAUCUUCCACCCGCAAGGCGGGGGGCAGCCGGCCGACACGGGCUUCAUCGUCUCCGCCGCCGGCGCUGGCGCCAGGUUCCUCGUGGAGGACGUGCGCGUUAAGGAUGGGGUGGUCUUGCACUAUGGCAGAUUCGAGGAUGCUGCUGGGCCAGAGCUCAGCCAAGGGCAGAGUGUCAGAUUGGAAAUCGACGCGGAGCGGCGCAAACUCAACUCCAGGCUUCACUCCGCGGGGCAUCUGCUGGACAGUUGCAUGACCAAUCUUGGCCUUCAUCUGGAACCUGGGAAAGGCUACCAUUUUCCUGAUGGGCCUUCCGUUGAGUACAAGGGAGUUGUUCCAGCAGAUCAGUUGCAGGAUAAGAAAAUCCAGCUGGAAAAGGAGGCGAACGAACUGAUUUCGAAAGGAAGCAAGGUUUUGGUCUCUGUUUUUCCCUAUGAGGAGGCGGCUAAGUUAUGUGGAGGUGCUCUGCCUAGCUACAUCUCACAAGAUAGCACUCCCCGCAUUGUGAAAUUCGGUAACUGUCCUGGUUGUCCUUGUGGAGGCACUCAUGUAGCCGAUAUUGCAGACAUUGGCAACGUAAAGGUCACAAAUAUACGGGUCAAGAAAGGCGUGACUAAGGUCUCCUACAGCGUCAGCCCGUAAUAUUUUUCUGCGCAACUCUCAAAACUAGUAGAAUUUGUCAGAGAAGUGGGAGGACAAUAUACUAGAGAAUCAGAAGGCUGGCAUCAUCGUUUUUCAUAAAUUUGGUUAUGUAUGACGACACUAAAUGUGUAGAGGAUAACAUAGAUGAUUACAUAUACUAUUUGAAAAGGUACUAGUAGAUCUAUAAAUAUAUGGUGAUGUAUUCUGUCUCCUCUUGUGCCGUGGUAGAUCGUCGGAAAGGCUGAUUUGCAGAUCAGAUGUUCCACCUCAGGCUAUCCUGCCCUCUCCUUAUCCGUUGAGAUAUACUAUAGAUGUCACAACUCUUGAUAUCUUUUAUA